CCAAACGGAACCCCGUCUACUGCUAUUUAUGUCAUCACAUGAUAUUUUUCUCAGCACGAAGCGGAGCUAGAAUUUGGAAAGUUUUGCCUGGGUGUUCCCGCAAAAUUCAAGUAUCCUCGGACCACCAUGGAGUGGACAGCUACCAUUCUGGCAUUGCUUAGCCUGGCAUCCAUCAUGUUAUGUCAGGCAAGUCAAGCCACUAAUCCAGAUCUCAUCAAGUCCAUGCCUGGAUUGCUGAAGCAGCCAAGUUUUGAAAUGUAUUCAGGCUAUCUGGAUGGGACCGGCGCCAAUAAAUUGCACUAUUGGUACAUUCAAUCACAGCAUGCAGUGACGGAUCCACUCAUCAUCUGGCUGAGCAGCGGACCAGGCUGUAGCGCCCUCUAUAGUGGCCUGACCAGCAACGGUCCGUUCAGGGUUCAGUCAGAUGGCGUCCACCUGGAUAACAACCCCAGCAGUUGGAAUCUGAAUGCCAACUUGCUGUACAUUGAUGCUCCGGUUGGGACGGGCUUCUCCUACUCUGCAAAUGACUUAUAUGCAUCAAAUGACACUGCGGUGACUGAGGAUCACUAUCAGGCUCUGCUGUCUUUCUUCACUAAGUAUCCCAACAGCACACUGAACAACAUCUACCUAGCCGGGGAUGGGUAUAGCGGUGUCUAUGUGCCUCUCCUACUGGCCAAGCUGGAUAGUGUCUCACAGAAACUACCACUGCAGUUUGGGGGCUUUGCUGUUGGUAAUCCACACACCAGUCAAGUCUUGCAAGACAAUUCACUGAUCGGUUUUGCAUAUCACCAUGGCAUCAUUGGGGAACAGCUGUGGGCUGAGCUCAACAUAUCUUGCUGUUCUCAAGGGAAGUGUAAUUUCCACAACAACACCAAUAAGGAGUGUGUUAGUGCGGUAAACCAAACAGUUAACGAUGUAAUCAACAUUGGCAUCAAUCCAUUCAAAGUCAACGGUGACUGCGCCGGCGGGGUACCAGUGGCUGCAGGAAUGAUGGGUAAAAAUGGCUUCUACCAUUAUGCACCAGGGGUGCAGCACAUAUUCGCCAACAACGAUUUUGCGCAGGAGCAACAGAAGAGUAUUAAAGGGAUUCCUUCGUGGAAACUCAAAGCAGAUCUGACUUGCGUUGAUACUACCCCCGUGACUACCUACUUGAAUAAUGCCUUAGUCCGUUCAGCUCUGCAUAUAGUUGACCAGUCACCCAAGUGGGAAGUAUGCAAUGCCACUGUGUAUCAGCUAUACACCCAGCAGUAUCCCGACAUGUCCAGUGUAUACACGGAUCUUCUCAACACAUUUAAAUAUCGUCUGCUAGUCUACAGCGGUGACCAGGACGCUACACAUAACUUCCUGGGCAAUGAGUGGUUCGUGACUGGUCUAGGCCGGCAGGCGGAGGUCCAGUGGCGUCCCUGGCUGUUCAAGAACGCUCUAGGUCAAGACCAGGUAGCGGGGUUUGUCAAGGAAUACGAUAACAUCGCCUACCUAUCCAUCAAGAACGCGGGUUUCUGGGCACCACAGGACCAGCCUCUCGCAACCAGCCUACUCAUCUAUAACUUCAUCUACAAGAGGCCUUACUAAGACAUCAACAACGCAGGAUUGAGGAAGGUAGAACCCAGCUACAGCAUUACGUAUGUCUUGAUGACUCUUGAAAGUUUCAUUCAAAAGUUUGUGCCAUUGGAUUCUUGCAUAGUGGUGAAUUUAGGAGUCGGCAAGGUUCCUAGCAAAACGCCAAGGACAAAUACAUGUAAAAAAAAACCUCCGAGUGCAAUAGCACCGUCUUUCUUACUUAAUCUGCCAAUAAAAAAAUGAUAUUCCAAAAACAUUAAUUGAUUUUGGCAACAAUUCCUUAUUAGACAAUUGAGUUGUGCAUGAGGUAAUGUAAUUACUAUAACUGACGUAUUAUUAGCAUUGAAUGCCGAGACUGCCUUCAAACUUUCCUUCUGGUUCGGAGUCGAACCCCCACCCUCCUGCUUACUGGUGCAGUUGUCUUACCCACAGGACCACCAAUAGAUUUACCGGGUGGGAUAUAUUUUUGGGUGUAGGGAUAUAUUUUGGUGUAGGGAUAUAUUUUGGUGCAUGUUGUUUUUAUAUUGUCAUUCAAUAUUUUGUGGUAAUUUUAAAUAAUAUGUUUUUGAUAGGUGGAUUAUAGUAUGAAAAUCAUACAAGGGAAUUAUAGUGUGUAUAUAUUGUGAAUGUUUGGUUUAUAACCAAUAAAGUAAGUCUGUAGGAACUCAUUUUUGUUUUUAUUUCGGCGCAGCUGAAAUUUGAAAGUGUAUUGAUACUUGUGUAUUCAUGUAAGAGUCUAGCAUAUACGUCUAGAACUGUUUAUUUUAUUUUAUUUCAGACAACACAUGUUCAACUGAAGAAAACAGACUUUGCACCAACAGUUUGAUCUUUCAAUUUUUUAUUGACUUAAGAAGUUCCACAUAAAAGCAAUAGUAGAAACUGUUUGCACCCGUAAA
Patiria miniata (bat star) is the source of this 2456-nucleotide messenger RNA. Its product is annotated as lysosomal protective protein-like. Gene Ontology annotation, molecular function: serine-type carboxypeptidase activity. Gene Ontology annotation, biological process: proteolysis. The record is from RefSeq and is a predicted model, not a curated record. Bases 127 to 1572 code for a protein of 481 amino acids. NCBI's taxonomy places the organism in Eukaryota, Metazoa, Echinodermata, Asteroidea, Valvatida, Asterinidae. The transcript has 12 exons.